UGCGAGAUCAUCUACAUGUUCGGUACAUACACGAAAAGGAUAUCAAAAGAUAUGAAGGUAGCCAUAUUAAUACUCGGGACUCUUGUCUCCGCGGCCCUAGCUGACCAUAGAGAUGGUCCCUCCAUUCCGAACAUGCCCGACUUAAACAAACUGAACAAUAUGGCUGGCGGAAAAAUGCCAGAAAUUCCCGCAGGCAUGAAACUUGAAGAUCUUAAAGACGCCUUUUACAACAUGCCCCCAUCAAUGAAAGACAGACUCAACGAAAUGGCACAAUCAUUUGGUAUGCAGCUCGAUGACGUGGAGGAUGCCCUGAACAACCCACCAGAAAAACUCAAGGAAUACUUCGAUAAAAAUGCCGCUGGAUCUUCCGAUGGAACAUUCAAAGUACCAUCAGGAAAUAGCGAGACUCCAUCCGGUCCAGCUGGUGGUCUUGACAUUAACAGUAUGCUGAAGAACAUGGACCUUGGUGCCAUGGGCAACAUGAUGAAAGGAAUGGACAUUGAAGGUAUGAUGAAGAACAUGGACCUUGGCGCCAUGGGCGACAUCAUGAAGAAUGUCGAUAUUGGCAGUAUCAUGAAAAAUAUGGAUCUUGGCGCCAUGGGCGACAUUAUGAAAAAUGUCGACAUUAAUAGCAUUAUGAAGAACAUGGAUAUGGGAGCCAUGGGUGACAUGAUGAAGAACAUGGAUAUUGGAUCCAUGAUGCAAAAUAUGGAUCUUGGAGCUAUGACCGAUAUGGUGAAGAAUGUCGACAUUGGCGGUAUAAUGAAGAACAUGGAUCUUGGCGCUAUGGGUGAUAUGGUUAAGAACGUCGAUAUUGGAGGUAUAAUGAAGAACAUGGACCUUGGAGCCAUGGGAGAUAUCGUAAAGAAUGUCGACGUUGCUGGUAUGAUGAAGAACAUGGAUUUGGGUGCCAUGGGAGAUAUCGUAAAGAACGUCGACAUUGGAGGUAUGAUGAAAAACAUUGAUCUUGGUGCCAUGACAGACAUCAUGAAAAAUGUCGACAUUAACGGCAUCAUGAAGAACAUGGAUAUGGGAGCCAUGGGUGACAUAAUGAAGAACAUGGACAUGGGAGCAAUGGCUGACAUGAUGAAGAACAUGGAUAUGGGAGCCAUGAGUGACAUAAUGAAGAACAUGGAUCUUGGCGCUAUUUCUGGACUCAUGAAGAACAUGGAUAUGGGAGCAAUCUCGGGACUCAUGAAGAACAUGGAUUUGGGAGCUAUUUCUGGACUCAUGAAGAACAUGGACAUUGGAUCUAUCAUGAGCAAAAUUGACAUUGGCGCAAUUACAGGAAUGAUGAAGAACUUCGACUUCGGAGCAAUGAAAGAUAUGGUAAAGAACUUUGAUUUCAGUUCCCUCAACCUUGAUAGCCUUAUCAAUAUGAAAGAUCUCGCCUGGGAGUACCUUGAGAAGAAGGGCAUGCCAGUUGACGAUCCAAUGGAGUUCUUGAACUUUGUGCACGAAAAAAUGAAGAGCAUCCCACUGCCACCAGGUGUUGACAUCACCGCCAUCUUAAACAUGGUUCACGGACAGCUCGAGGCUAUGGGAUUCCCAGAGGACAAGACUAAGAUUAAGGAAUGGCUUAUGGACCAGGCAGGACUUAUUGGUAUCAAGGACAUUGAAGAACUCAAGGACCCAGAAGUAUUGUCUCAGGUAAUGAUGAAGAAGGCCUUCCGUAUGCUCGGUAUUAAUGAAAAUGAAGACCCCACUGUUGUCAAGGACAGGAUCAUUGAGCAACUCACAGAGGAGGCCAACAAACUCGGAGCUUCAGUAUCAAAGGACAGCACACCAGAACAACUCAUGCAAGAGAUGGACAAGGUUCUCACCAAACAGCUCAACGACAUGGUCGGUAUCAAGGCCGAUGCCUUCAAGACUGGAUCAAUCCACAAGGCCGCCAUGGAGAAACUCCAGAAUAUGGGCAUCCCAGUCAAUGACUUCGGAGCAAUGAAGAAAUUUGUUAUGCACAAAGUAAUGAAGCAGAUGAUGAAAUCAGUGGCCCCAAUGGUCAUGAACUUCUUCUUCCCACGACCAAGACCACAUCCAGUACCACAAAUGACACCUAUGAUGCCACCAAUGAUGCCACCACAACAGAUCCCAAUCAACCUUGACAUUGAACUGAACGUGGAACAAGCCGGACCAAGAAUGAUCCCAAUGCCCAUGAUGAUGCCCAGAUAUCUCCAUGGAGCUGAGCCAGCUAUGGAGCACCCUGCCUUGGAGGAGUUGACCGAAGAGGAGAUGUUCCACCACAUCAUGGCAGUGAGGCACGGACUCAUGACCGGUGAGAUGCCGGAAGAAGUUCUCCAGGAAAUGAUCGAGGACCUCAUGACUGCACGACUGAAGACACGUGUAUUGACCGUGAGAAACAUGUUCCUCCAGGACCGUCUGGCUGCUAUGGAACACGAGAUGGAUAUGAUGCAACACGAACAAGAGAUUGAACCAGAUCAAGCCCGCCCAGCCAGGCCACACAGACCAGCCAGAGAACCCAGGCAGAGCCCGCUCCUUAAGGCUCUCCUCAAACAAAGAGUUCUAUAAAUAAACAUAUACUCUCACUUAUUGCUAAUCGCGACAAGAAAUGUUUUGUGAAUGAAAAAUGAAAACAACAAUAAUUUGAUACCGAUUGUGAAUAUUCGUAACUGUCAUUGCUUAUUUUGUGCUUGAUAGCGUUCAAUUUGUUAUUCAAAUGUCUUUCGAUUUAUUAUCUUUCCUUUCGUUGCCAUGACAACACAUGCAUGACUGCUGGUCAGUCUGUUUGAAAGGACCUUAAUGAAACAACCAUCUACAAGCAGUUAUACAGUCAAACCGGUGUAUAUAGACAACUAUUCGCAUCGGCAACACAAACAUUCGAAACGACAUUUUAUACACACGUUUAAAUACACUAAAAUGUUUAUAUUAGAAAUUAAAAUAGUUCUCAAGCGCAGGUCUGACUGUAUAUGAACAUUUUAUUGCUUGUAGACCCUAUGCAAGGGAAACAUCUGUCUCAAUUUGCAAACGGCCAUGAAAAAUAUACUUUCUUGUAUAUGAAAAUCGAACAGCGAGAUACUGGACCACUUUUCUUUCGAUAAAAAAAAAACACAAAAUAAAAAGUCUUAGAAACAUCUUGCAACACAAAUUAAUGAUGUCAAAGUUUGAUAAGUUAUACAGAAAAUAUAUGGCAAAGUCUGGCCUGUUUUGUCACAAUUAUAUGUCUUUGACUUGAAUUCUAUGCUUUGCAUUCGCCAAUGAAUUCCAUGUUUUAUUCCGUUGUUUAUUUGAGUCAUAGACUUAAUAAAUAUGAAUGAAAGAAAUA
Mercenaria mercenaria is the source of this 3283-nucleotide messenger RNA. RefSeq lists its product as uncharacterized. The record is from RefSeq and is a predicted model, not a curated record. NCBI's taxonomy places the organism in Eukaryota, Metazoa, Mollusca, Bivalvia, Venerida, Veneridae. Bases 16 to 2529 code for a protein of 837 amino acids. The transcript has 16 exons.